Molecule: messenger RNA, 6414 nt
Organism: Gossypium raimondii (Peruvian cotton)
Lineage: Eukaryota; Viridiplantae; Streptophyta; Magnoliopsida; Malvales; Malvaceae
Biological process (GO): DNA integration
Molecular function (GO): RNA-DNA hybrid ribonuclease activity; nucleic acid binding
Source: RefSeq, a predicted model, not a curated record
AUGGAUCAGAGGUUAGAAAGGCUAGAACAAAUGCAAAAGGAAAUGCAAGAUAAGAUGCAGGAACAAUUGGAUAAAAUUCAGCGAGACGCAUUGGAAUCCCAAAGGAUUAUGAGCCAGCUGGCACAAUUGUUGGCCGAUAAAGGAAAGAGCCCUAUGAUUAAUUCAGGAAGUGAUCAGGAGGAUCCUGUUUAUCCUCCAGUACCAGUGCAUUUUCAAGUGGGUUCGGGUUCUAACCCCGGGGACAACCCUACCAACCCUGUGGUCCCCGAUCUCGAUGACAUAGCAGAGAUGGAGAAAUCAAAAACGGACCUGCCAAAACAACUAGAAGAGCGGUGUAGAUGGCUAGAGGAAAAAUUCAGAGCCAUGGAGAACAUCGACUACCAAUGUAGAGUUGACGCCAAUUAUUUAUGUUUGGUUCCUGAUCUGGUACUCCCUCCGAAAUUCAAGAUGCCGGAAUUUGAAAAAUACAACGGGACUAGUUGUCCUGGAGCUCAUAUAACUAUGUUCUGUCGAAGAAUGACAGGAUAUGUCAACAAUGAUCAACUGUUAAUCCAUUGCUUCCAGGACAGUUUGAUCGGGUCCGCAACCAGGUGGUACAACCAGCUGAGUCGUGCUAAAGUCAGUUCAUGGAGAGUUGGCGAAGCUUUCAUGAAGCAAUAUGGCCAUGUGACAGACAUAACACCUGAUCGAAUUACGUUACAGAACAUGGAAAAGAAACAAAACAAGAGUUUUAGGCAAUAUGCCCAACGAUGGAGGGAAGUGGCAACGCAAGUCCAGCCACCCCUUUUGGAAAAAGAGGUCACUAUGCUUUUUAUUAACACGUUGAAGGCCCCAUUCAUCAGCCACAUGUUGGGGAGUGCUACCAAGAGCUUCUCGGAUAUGGUAAUGUCCGGUGAAAUGAUUGAAAACGCAAUAAGGAGCGGUAAAAUAGACGCAGGGGAAAACUUCAAAAGAUCAGCCCCAAGGAAAAAGGAUGGCGAAGUGAAUAAUAAGCUAUUCGAUGCGCACAUAGUGUCUCCACAUUAUCUAGAGCCCAUGCAACCUCCAUACCCCAAAUGGUAUGACAUGAAUGCCCAGUGUGAAUACUAUGCGGGGAUACUGGGGCACUCGAUUGAGAACUGCACUGCGUUUAAGAAGGCGGUGGAAAGAUUCAUUAAGAUGGGGAUCGUAAAGCUUGAUGACCCAUCAGGACCAAACGUAGCAGGGAAUCCGUUGCCCAAUCUUUCUGAUAGAGGGGUGAAUGCAAUAAUUGAGAAUGGGGGAAAGAGAAUCAAAGAUGACAUUGCGAAGCUAGAAUUUUAUGAAGAGAUCAAAGGACUAGAAGAAGGAGAAGUCUAUGCCUCGGAGGAAGGACCCGCGGGAAAAGCUCAAAACCGCCCGGUGGUGAUUAUUUCAAGGCCAAGAAACACAGGAUCAGGAAUACAACUGGCGCCAAAGGUCGUAAUCCAAAAGCCUGUAGCCUUUCCUUACCAGGAUAGCAAAAAGGUUCCUUGGAAUUAUAAUUGCAAUGUGAUGAUCCCGGGGAAGGAAAACCCGAUAAAUGCUUCAGAAGAGGGUAAUGAUGUAGGUUUCUAUACGCGCAGUGGAAAACGCUACGACCCGACAAAUACAAAAGGGGAUCCUACAAAAGGAAAAGCUGUGGCAGUUGAGCAAGACAAAACAAAGACAGCCAGAAUUGGAUCACAAGUUAACGAACCCGUGACUAAAAAUAAGGCUAGAAAAUUUUUAAAAUUCUUGAAGCACAGUGAGUACAGCGUGGUGGAGCAACUGCAUAAGCAACCGGCACGUAUCUCAGUGCUCGAGCUACUUCUAAGUUCGGAGACACAUCAUAAUGCGUUGAUAAAAGUGCUAAAUGAGACUUAUGUUGCUAACGAUAUCUCUGUGAGCAAGAUGGAUCGCCUGGUUAAUAAUAUAAACGCCGACAACUUCAUCUUCUUCAACGAUGAUGAGAUCCUGCCAGGUGGUAUGGGAUCUACCAAGGCCUUGCACAUUACUGCCCGUUGCAAGGGGUGUACACUACCCGGGGUACUCAUUGACAAUGGAUCAGCAUUGAAUGUCUUACCCUUGUCCACUUUAAACAGGCUGCCUGUGGAUAGCUCUCACAUGAAGUCAUGCCAAAAUAUAGUGAGUGCAUUUGAUGGCACUGAGAGAAAAGUGAUGGGAAGAAUCGAGAUACCUCUAUUGAUUGGUCCGAGUACAUACGAGGUGGAUUUUUUGGUAAUGGAUAUUAAACCAUCUUACAAUUGCCUAUUGGGGAGACCUUGGAUCCAUUCUGCAGGGGCUGUACCAUCGUCACUCCACCAAAAGUUGAAAUUGGUAACAGAGGGCCGAUUAGUAACUAUAGGUGCAGAAGAAGACAUCAUCGCAUCAGUUAGUAGUGACGCGCCAUAUAUAGAGGUCGAUAGCGAAGCGAUAGAAUGUUCAUUCCGGUCAUUGGAAUUUGUAAAUGCAACAUUUGUCAUCGAGGGGAGUAAAAUUCCAGGGCCUAAGAUAUCCAAAGCUACGUCAAUGAGUUUACAGCUAACGAUGGGAAAGGGAGCGUUGCCUGGAAGAGGACUUGGAAAAUACCUCCAAGGACGGGUCGAAGUACCGAGCUUGGUUAACAAACAGGACUGUUAUGGUUUGGGAUAUAAGCCUAAUACGAGGGAAAGGAGGAAGGAGAUGGAGAAAAAUCAAGAAAAGAGAAGAGCACGUUUGAGCAGGAUAGAAGCCAAGUGGGGACCGAUAACCUUUCCCCAUAUAUCUAGGACUUUUGUUUCAAGGGGAUUUGUCUACCUUGAAGAGAAGGAUGAGGUUACAGAAGGAAGGUUUGGAAGGUUGGACAUCAAUGCCAUAUCCGCGGAAGAAAGGGUGGAAAGGAAUUUAUCGGGUAUUCGCCCUUACAAACCUGGUAGCGUCAAUAAUCGGAUCAGAAGAGAUCCCUAUUCUUUUAUUUGGGCCUCCUUUUGUCCCAAUAGCAGGUCUUCAGAUAUCAACGAGAUGAGCGACACUGUUACUGACUCAGAGUCCCUAUUUGAACAAGACGUGAGUAUGGAUGAUCCUCAGGGUUUUGAAGAUGACCGAGACAACUUUUUAUCUCCAGAUUUGUUAAGAAUGGUGGAGGAAGAAGAAAAACAAAUCCUACCCUAUAAGGAAUCAGUAGAAGUCGUGAGCUUAGAAGAGGGAAGGAAUGUAAAGAUUGGCACUGGCAUUACCAAGAGAACAAGGCGAGACCUCAUUGGGUUGCUUCAAGAGUUUAAAGAUGUAUUCGCAUGGUCCUAUCAAGAUAUGCCCGGGUUGAGUACUGAUAUCGUGGUACACCGACUGCCUAUAAAGGAAGAGUGUAAGCCAGUUCAACAAAAGCUUCGAAGGAUGAGGCCUGAUGUCUUGCUAAAAAUAAAGGAAGAAGUUAAGAAGCAGUUUGAUGCUGGUUUCUUACAAGUGGUCAAGUAUUCAGAAUGGGUAGCCAAUAUAGUCCCUGUUCCUAAGAAAGAUAGGAAAGUGCGAAUGUGUGUAGACUACAAAGACUUGAACAAAGCCAGCCCAAAAGAUAAUUUCCCACUGCCUCAUAUCGAUACCUUGGUGGACAACACGGCUGGAUACUCACUUUUCUCCUUCAUGGACGGCUUCUCAGGAUACAACCAGAUAAAAAUGCAUCCUGAAGACAUGGAAAAGACUACAUUCAUAACUAUGUGGGGAACGUUUUGUUACAAGGUAAUGCCAUUCGGAUUAAAAAAUGCCGCGGCAACCUAUCAAAGAGCCAUGGUAACCCUAUUCCAUGACAUGAUGCACAAGGAGAUCGAAGUCUAUGUUGACGACAUGAUUGCGAAGUCUAGAACUGAAAAGGAGCAUGUACAAGUGUUGAGAAAAUUGUUCCUAAGGUUAAGAAAAUUCCAGCUAAAACUUAACCCAGCCAAAUGUACUUUCGGGGCUAGAUCAGGAAAGCUGCUGGGAUUCUUAGUCAGCGAGAGGGGAAUUGAAAUUGACCCAGACAAAGUUAAAGCCAUACAAGAAUUACCUCCGCCGAGUACUCAAAAAGAAGUUCGAGGUUUUCUGGGAAGACUAAAUUACAUCGCUCGAUUCAUUUCACAGUUAAGAGAAAGUGACCCCAUCUUCCGUCUUCUUACGAAACACAAUCCAGGUGUAUGGGACGAGGAGUGCCAGAAAACUUUUGAAAAAGUUAAACAUUACUUGUCUAACGCCCCAGUAUUAAUGCCACCAUGCCCGGACAAGCCACUGAUACUAUACUUGACAGUAUUUGAAAAUUCCAUGGAGUGUGUGCUCGGCCAACAUGAUGAGUCAGGACGAAAAGAAAGAGCAAUCUACUAUCUCAGCAAGAAGUUCACUGAAUGUGAAACGAGAUACUCGACAAUUGAAAAAUUAUGCUGCGCCUUGGUCUGGACUACGCGGAGAUUGAGACAAUACAUGUUAUACCAUACGACUUGGUUAAUCUCAAAGUUGGACCCUCUGAAAUACAUGAUGGAAUCGACUGCUCUAAACGGAAGGAUGGCCCGGUGGCAAAUUUUACUGUCUGAAUUUGACAUAGUUUAUGUGAGUCAAAAGGCUAUAAAAGGGGGCGCAAUAGCAGAUUUUUUGGCUAGCAGAGCUUUAGAAGAUUAUGAGCCUUUGAGCUUUGAUUUUCCAAAUGAGGAUCUAAUGUAUGUAGCAACCGCUAAAGAUGAUAGCCAAAGAGGCGAUGUUUGGAAAUUAAACUUCGACGGAGCUUCAAACGCCGUAGGCAAUGGAAUUGGGGCAGUCUUGGUAUCUCCGAAUGGAGAUUAUCAUCCAUUCACCAGCAAAUUAGACUUUGAUUGCACAAAUAACAUGGCAGAGUACGAAGUGUGCAUUAUGGGCAUCCGUGCAGCUAUUGAACGUAAAAUCAAAGUACUAGAGGUGUAUGGAGAUUCCGCACUAGUAAUCUAUCAGCUCAAAGGCGAAUGGGAGACAAGGGAUCCCAAAUUGAUCAGUUACAGAAAGCUGGUUCUCGAAUUGAUUGAGAAAUUUGAUGGUAUCACUUUCUGUUAUCUCCCGCGAGAUGAGAAUCAAAUGGCCGAUGCUUUGGCUACAUUGGCUUCCAUGAUGAAAGUAAAUAAACAAGAGGAUGUAAAGCCUAUCCAAAUGAGCAUUUAUGAUGCUCCAGCCCACUGUUGUAACGUUGACGAGGAAGAGGAAAAAGACGACAACCAUUGGUAUCAGGACAUAUUGCGAUAUGUGAAAAAUCACGAAUACCCGAGCCAAGCAACUGAGAAUGACAAGAGAACGUUGAGAAGGCUGGCUAAUGACUACGUCUUAGAUGGAGAGAUCCUGUACCAAAGAAGAAAGGAUCAGGUGCUGUUAAGAUGUGUAGACGCUGUGGAGGCCAAGCAGAUCUUGGAGGAAGUCCAUGAUGGUAUCUGUGGAACACACGCUAACGGUUUCACAAUGGCCAGACAAAUCAUGAGAUUCGGAUAUUAUUGGUCUACCAUGGAAGGAGACUGCAUCAAAUAUGCUAAGAAGUGCCAUAAAUGCCAGAUUUACGGAGACAAAAUUCAUGUGCCUCCCUCACCUCUUCACGUUAUGACUUCCCCAUGGCCUUUCUCCAUGUGGGGCAUGGACGUCAUUGGGCCGAUAUCGCCAAAGGCUUCAAACGGACAUCGUUUCAUUUUUGUAGUGAUUGACUACUUUACUAAGUGGGUAGAGGCUACUUCUUACGCCAACGUCACAAAGGCGGCCGUUAGCAAGUUUUUAAAAAAGGAAAUCAUAUGUCGGUAUGGAAUGCCCGAAAGGAUCAUAUCUGAUAAUGCAUUAAACUCGAACAAUAGCACGAUAACAGAGGUUUGCAGUCAAUUCAAGAUCAAGCACCACAACUCAUCGCCAUAUCGUCCGAAGAUGAACGGCGCGGUGGAGGCAGCCAAUAAAAAUAUCAAAAAGAUUGUGGGGAAAAUGACUGAGACCUAUAGAGAUUGGCACGAGAAGUUACCAUUCGCCCUCUAUGCUUAUCGAACGUCCGUCAGGACUUCUACCAGGGCAACACCUUUCUCUUUGGUUUAUGGAAUGGAGGCAGUGCUACCAAUUGAGGUCGAAAUUCCCUCUCUCCGAGUUUUAUCAGAACUAGAGUUAGACGAAGCAGAAUGGGUCCAAUCCCGAUACGAUCAGCUGAACUUGAUUGAAGAAAAUAGGUUAAGAGCUAUCCGUCAUGGUCAAAUGUACCAGAAACGAAUGAUACGAGCUUACAAUAAGAAAGUUCAUCCUAGGAACUUUCAUGAAGGGGAUUUGGUACUGAAGAAGAUCAUUCCCAUACAAAAGGACUUCAGAGGAAAGUGGAUGCCAAACUGGGAAGGACCUUAUGUGGUAAAAAAGGCUUUCUCUGGAGGAGCGUUAAUUUUAACAGAGAUGGAUGGCAAAAGCUUGGCCAAUCCUGUGAAUUCGGAUUCAGUGAAGAGGUACUUUGCCUAA